UUUUCAGUGAUCUUGCGUAGAAUUCGGUCCCGGGACUAUCGAUUUUCCUGAAAACCGUUCCGGUGCCAUUUUGUUGUGAUCCGGUGUCCUCCGAUUGUGUCUGUCCCUCAUAGCGAUCACUAAAUACUCCGGUGGGGAGCAUGCAGAGGAAUUCCUGAAUUUUCAGGCGAACACAAUUUUCAGUAGUAGCGAAAGAGUAUUUCAACAAAACGUGAAAUGGCACCGCCUCUUGCGAAUCUCGUCAAAAGAGAAGCGACGGCCGAUGCAACCACAAAACCGGAAAACCUUACGGAAAACAAUCAAGAAGUCGAACCAACUUUCACAACACCGUGGACGUUCGCAAAACAACACCAUGAAACUACAACAACGCAGUUUAUACCGACACCAAAAACGCCAGAAUUAGAAGAAGCUUUAGAGACAACAACAACAGCUUCGUCCACUACAACAGCGAAAAGUUUGUUGAAUAAAGCAACCGAAGAAGUGAGUGCUGAAACUGGAUUACCGAUAUGGGCGAUUUACACCAUAGCGAUUUUGAUAAUAGCGAUCGUGUUGGGAAUUUGCUUCUGUUGCAUUCGGCGAUGCUUCAGGAAGAGACGCGCAAAGGGCGACAAGAAAAUGGGAAAAGGAGUCGACCUGAAAUCGGUACAAUUACUUGGAUCUUCCUACAAGGAGAAGGUCCAACCGGAUAUGGAUGAGUUAACCGAAAAUGCCGAGGAACCAGACGAAGGUGAAAAACCUGAAGUCCAAAAAUUGGGUAAACUCCAAUACAAGCUCGAAUACGACUUCAAUCAAAAUAGUUUAUCGGUCACGGUUAUUCAAGCGGAAGAACUUCCUGCGCUGGAUAUGGGGGGGACCUCAGAUCCUUACGUUAAAGUCUACUUACUUCCGGAUAAAAAGAAAAAAUUCGAAACUAAAGUUCAUCGUAAAACACUUAAUCCAGUUUUCAACGAAACUUUUGUAUUCAAGCAAAUUCCUUACGCGGACGCCAUGAAUAAAACGUUAGUUUUCGCGAUUUUUGAUUUCGAUCGGUUCUCAAAGCACGAUCAAAUCGGUGAGGUGAAGGUUCCGCUUUGUCAAAUCGAUUUGGCUCAAACGAUAGAGGAAUGGCGUGAAUUGCAGAGCGUCGAAGGCGAAGGUGGUCAGGUGAUAUCACGAUUAAUUUAAUUAAUUCAUUUUCUU
This is a messenger RNA of Onthophagus taurus, 1179 nucleotides long. The record is from RefSeq and is a predicted model, not a curated record. Lineage: Eukaryota; Metazoa; Arthropoda; Insecta; Coleoptera; Scarabaeidae.